Molecule: messenger RNA, 270 nt
Organism: Necator americanus (New World hookworm)
Lineage: Eukaryota; Metazoa; Nematoda; Chromadorea; Rhabditida; Ancylostomatidae
Exons: 1
Coding region: 1-270 (89 amino acids)
Source: RefSeq, a predicted model, not a curated record
AUGCUUAAGACACGACAUAGGACGGCAGAGUUUGGACAAGCUGACGUCUUGUCACACCUGAUCCCUCCAAGACCGACUCAGAGAGAAGAUAUUGUGAUAGCCAAAAUUGUACAGGACAUUCUUGCUGUUCAGAGUGCUGCUGUGAAAGCACUUCCCGUGACCAAGAAAACUACUGAAGAAGAGUCUAGGAAGGAUGAAAAGUUAUCUUAUAGAUGCUCUAGACAUGGCCAAGCAAGCCUGAAGGACAAAUCAACAGCUGGAAGGCUCUGA